Molecule: messenger RNA, 867 nt
Organism: Brassica napus (rape)
Lineage: Eukaryota; Viridiplantae; Streptophyta; Magnoliopsida; Brassicales; Brassicaceae
Product: putative F-box protein At3g22421
Exons: 1
Coding region: 1-867 (288 amino acids)
Molecular function (GO): protein binding
Source: RefSeq, a predicted model, not a curated record
AUGACGACGAUGUUGGAUCUUCCCGAUGACUUGCUAGAUGAGAUUUUCUCUAGGGUUCCCUUGGACUCUACAACAGCAGUACGAUCAACAUGCAAAGCUUGGAGUGAGUCUAGGAUGAUCGUGAUGAUGGAUCAUAAUGUUUAUCUAACGAGCGUAGUUGUCAACGAAAACGCAUCAACAAAGCGUCUAGGUAAACUCACUUGCCUAACCCACGAACAAGUCAAGAUAUCUGAAGUCUUUCACUGUGAUGGUUUGUUACUAUUCAUCUUGAAAGACGACAAGAGACUUGUGGUUUGGAACCCUUGUUUGGGGGAAACAAGGUGGAUCGAAAAAGGACGACAUGCUAACGUACGUGCCAAGUACAAGUACGCUUUCGGGUACAAGGUGCGUAAGAAGAAGGGGGAAUCUUUUCGUCGUUACAAAAUCUUGAGGUUUACGCUUCUUACAGUCUUGGACUCUCCAUCGUAUGAAACCUACGAUUUUGGUUCUAGUUCAUGGACGCACCAAGGUUAUAAUGCGUUCAAGGGUAUAAAUGAGUUUUGUGACCGUGGCGUUUCUCUCAAGGGAAACCCUUACUGGUGCGCUAUAGACUCAUGGGGACAGAUCAGUCGCACGGUCUGUUUUGAUUUCGCAAGUGUGGGAUUUGGAGGGCAUCAAGAUUUACCAUUCCGGGUUCCUUAUCAGUUUCAACAUCUUGUGAGACUGUCUUGUGUGAGAGAUGAGAAGCUUACGGUUCUAGUUCAAUCCAGGGAAACAUUUGUGAUAGAUAUAUGGAUCACGGAUAAGAUUGAUGAACAAAAAGUGUCGUGGAGCAAGUUCGGGACCACUUACUGGCUUGAUCAGGACAGAUGGAGGUUUCUUUGUUGA